This is a messenger RNA of Rhododendron vialii, 1110 nucleotides long. RefSeq lists its product as uncharacterized. The record is from RefSeq and is a predicted model, not a curated record. NCBI's taxonomy places the organism in Eukaryota, Viridiplantae, Streptophyta, Magnoliopsida, Ericales, Ericaceae. The coding region runs from base 34 to 1110 and encodes 358 amino acids. The transcript has 5 exons.
AGGGAGCCGGAGUCAGAGUUGGAGGCGGAGCAGAUGGCGAGGGCCUACUUGUUGUACUUGUUCGGGGCUACCUUGUACCCGAACAAGCGAUCCACAGUGCACCUGUCCUACUUACCGGCCCUCCAUGACUUAGGCGCAGCUUCGAGGUUUGACUGGGGAGGAGCUGCCCUGGGCACCUGCUAUGGCUUUGUGGGGGCGUUCUCUCGCGGGAAGAAGGCGACUGCCGGCUACUGGAGGGUGUGGGAGCUAUGGGCCUACGAGGUGCUGAAGAUGUACCCUCCGGAGAACAAGUGCCCGAACCUGAUGAUGCUCCCCCGUGCCAUGAUUUGGGGUCCUAUGUACAGCGGGAAGAAGAAGUCAAGAGGGAGCCUCCUAGCUUUCCGGACCUACCUUGACGAGCUGUCUGGCACUCAGGUGGAUUGGAACCCCUGGAGCGGCGCUGAGCCUGAGCCUGAGUACCUGGCAGAGAGUAGGGUGGUGACUGCGAGCCGGGUGCUUUUGGAGUCGGCCUUCGGGUGGCGGUGGUACCUGGGUGACCGGGUGACACGGCAGUCACUAGGCGCUCUUGACUUUCAGGUGCCUGGGCCACUGCCUCCUCACGCUUCCCACACGGACAAGUAUACCCUGGCUGAGCUGAGGCGCUUCACUGUUCCGACCGGGCUGGCUGCUUUUCUGAGGCCUGAGCGUGACUACGCCGUCUACCGAAGGCAGCACCUGGCGAGGCCGCUCGGCGUGCUGGAGCAUGUCGCCGUGCAGAGUGAGGCGCUUGAGGCUGGCGAGGAGAGGCGGAGCCGGGAGAGCAGGGCAGCCCGCCUGAGAGAGAGGAGCAACUAUGCCACAGCGACUGGGCUGCCUCGGCUUUCUUGGACCCUAGCGGUGCGGGAUGCCAAAGGAGAGGAGGCCAUUGUUCAGUUUGAGCUUGCUAGGACAGACCCAGCGGAGAUCGCAGGGCCGUAUGUACACUUGGCUUGCAUUCUGAUUCUGUCCCGAAAUCUGUCACAGGCUCCGAUAGAAUGGGGGCCACUUUGUUUUUACUCCCACACGAUUUGCACACGGUUUCUGAGUUCUCAGGGGGCAGUGUCCUUUGCAGAGAGGAGAUUUGGAAGCUAG